Ruditapes philippinarum (Manila clam) is the source of this 2963-nucleotide messenger RNA. RefSeq names its product orexin/Hypocretin receptor type 1-like. Gene Ontology annotation, cellular component: membrane. Lineage: Eukaryota; Metazoa; Mollusca; Bivalvia; Venerida; Veneridae. The record is from RefSeq and is a predicted model, not a curated record. The coding region runs from base 80 to 1525 and encodes 481 amino acids. The transcript is spliced from 6 exons. Gene Ontology annotation, biological process: G protein-coupled receptor signaling pathway. Gene Ontology annotation, molecular function: neuropeptide Y receptor activity.
UACCAACAAAAAGGGGAUUUAUGCAUAUCAUUAAAAUUGAUAUAUCUUGAUUAUAUAUUUUCAAACAAAGAAACUAAAAAUGGAUAUGAAUCUAACAUAUUUUAAAGGGGUGUCUGCAGUUCAUAAUAUUACAAGUAAUUUAUCCACAAUACGGAAAGGGAUAAAGUCAAAUGAUUUUGACGAAUACUGGUAUGAAUAUGAUUAUGAUGCGGAUCCUGGGAAUAUUCCUGUGCAACAGUUAAUACCAGUUUCCUUAGUCUAUGGAGUAACAAUGGUUCUUGGGUUGCUCGGUAACAGUUUAGUGAUUGUUUCGGUGGCGAAGUUUAAGAAGAUGCAAAACGUGACAAAUAUGUUUCUGUUAAGUUUGGCUACAGCGGACCUUUUGCUUGUAAUGAUUUGUGUUCCUGUAAAGUGUGCUGCCUUCUUUUCAUACACAUGGAAGUUUGGAGAAGUAUUGUGCAAAUUAGUGCAUUAUAUACAAAAUGUUUCUAUUCUCUGCUCAGUUAUGAAUCUCACGGUCUUGAGUUUAGAAAGAUAUUAUGCCAUUAUUCAUCCUAUACGAGCCAAAUGCGUUAGUACAGUUACGUUAGCAAAGAAGACAAUAUGUGUUAUAUGGUUACUUAGUUUGAUAAUGGCGACGCCUAUAGUUGUUGGAAGGGUUCAUAAAACUGUAGGGAACGAAAAUACAACAGCUUAUUGGUGCAAGAUGCACUGGGAACAUGCUAUAUAUGGAAAACUGUAUGGAUUAUAUAUGUUCCUAGUAAUACUUGCUAUACCACUGACGUUGAUGAUUUUUGCGUACUCUUGCAUAUGUCAUCGUGUAUGGAUAUUACAUAGGCAGCGACCAAUGGUUGUUCAACAAACUACACGAAAUCGAGCACAACUUCCCAUGGCAUCAGAGUCAACGUGCUCGCCAGCUCAGACAAGAGCCAUGCUGAAGGAAAGUCCAUUGUUAAGAAGAGUCACAAAGAAAGGAUGUACUGUUUUGAAUGACUACAAAACUAGACAGCAGGUUAUAAAGAUGCUUGUGGCAAUUGUAGUUUUGUUCAUGGUAUGUUGGGGACCAAUAACAGUGAACGAUCUUCUCGUUUCCUUUGGUUACCUUGACGAUUUACAUCAAGGCUUCCUCAGACCAAUGAGGAUGGCCUUUUUUCUUCUGUCAUAUUUUAACAGCUGUACUAAUCCUCUCGUGUAUGCCUUCAUGUCAAGACAUUUCAGGAAUACAUUUAAACAAACAUUAUUCAUGUUAUGCCGCAGGUAUACAGUGUUACGUCCGCAGCGUCCGCUUACCCGUAUAUCUGCGGACCACCGUUCUGCUUCAUUUCAGUCGGGUCACACAACAUCAAUACAGGCUAGCAGAACAUUAAAUACCAUGUAUGACUUUAGAAAUAUAGGUGUUAAUGACCCUUACAAUAGUCAGAGGAACUUACAUGACUUUAAUAAGAGGCAACAGACACCGGAAGAAUUUACAUUAAACACUUUAAAAAAGGAUAAUCAAAAUAACUCAAAAUGUGUUCGCCAUUAAAAGUUAUCGUUUUGUCUAAGAUAUUCAUUAAGACAGUAAAUGACAGACUGUAGAAAAAGUAAUUAUAUAAGUUAACAUGGAACAUGAAAGAAAUAAUUUAUACUGAUAUUUCUAUGAUAUCAGAUUAAAUGAUUUUUACUUUACAUCUUAUUUAAUGUACAGAUGGUUGACCGUUACAAUGUUCUAUAAAAUUAAAGAUAUGCUCAAAUUGCUGCACAGUUUCCUUUUAAAUUUCAAAUAAACAUCUGAGUACACACAGAGAAGAUAUUCAAUGUUUUAAAGUCUACAAACAAAAAUAAACACAGUAUGUAUACAUAAGUCAUAACAAAAUAACAUUAUUUUUAGGAAGGACCAAAUUAACGUGACCAGUAAUAGGAAAUACUUCCAAAACAUGGUUUGUGCUUUUUUUAUUUUAAAGUAAACUGAUUCAGUAAAGAUUUCCUUGAUUCGCAUUUGUUUCUGCCUAAAGACGAAUAACGUAUUUCUAUGAAAUAAAUGGAAAACAGUAAUUAAAAAAUAAAAUAUCAGUUGCUUUUUGACUUUUUUUAAAUUCCCUACUAUUGCGUUAUCAUUAUCAUGAAAACAAAUGUACGGUUAUUUGUGACACUUUAAUACGUGCAUAAUAGAUUAUUCUUAAAUAAGAAACAAGCCUUUGUACUUGAAAUUGAUAAAUUUAAUAAAAUAUGAUAUGUUAUUUUAUACAAUGGAUUUGGCGACACUAUUCUGAGAAACGGUAUGAAAUAGCUGUCAGCUAUGUAUGAAACAAAUAAAUCGCAAUUGUUUUCAUAGUUUUUUAUUAGAAGCUUAUUUUCUUAUUGUUAAACUUGAAAAUGGUAUGUGAUAUAUUAUGUGUAAAUAAUGCCCCAUUUGCAGACAAUUGGACGCAAGAAAAUACACAAACAUCGUUAUUUGAAUUGGCUUACUUUUUUCUGACACUGUAUUCAAUUCAUUGUAUGUUGCAAUUGAUACAUUUAUAUUCUGUACCAGUUAUUUGCCUUUUUCUAAAUAUUGAUACAAUUAAUAAAAGUCUUGUGUACUUUACAUUCUAAAUAUAUUGUUGUUGUUUUUUAAGUGAAACACUAAUUAUAUCAAGUACAAAAAUAUUAUAUGAUAAAAUUAUUAAGAUGUCACAACCGAUGUUGAACACAUAUAUUACCGUGGAAUAUUUCAUUGUAAACUUUAAAAAAAUAAUUUUAAAAAUUGACUGCUAUUUUGUAAAGCGUCCAUGUGUUGAAUCAAACAGAAUUAUUAAAUAACUAUUGUAAAAUACCUUAUAGUUUAAGCCGACAUUGGAGAAAUGAAUUUUAUAAUUAUACAUUAUAAGGAAUACAAUAACGAAGAUCAAUAUUUUUUUUAUUUGUCUGUACUAAUGUAAAUGUUUGUAUUCAUCGUCAGUAUGUUGUUUUAGAACGAGCAUAUUGAAUUGAUAAAACCCAAA